AUGCGCAUUGAAGGAACUCACCUGCACUCGGCGCAGUGCGACGAGGAGGAGUUGGCUGUUCUGGCGAAUGUGCUCGUCGAGGUCCACAGCAACCCAGCUGGCGCUCAGCGCGUUCGCCUCGGCAGUGGCAAGUGCGAACGCCAGGUAGCUAUCGCGUUCAAUUCGGCGCAGCUGGAGCGGGCGUUGCGGUCGACAAUGGCCAACGAUCGAGUGGAGCAAGAUGAAGAAGUGGACGAGGAGGAUAUGGAAGACGGUGAGGAUGACGAAUUCCGCAAUGUUGAUUACCCAGCUAUGAUUCUCGACCAAUAUUUGGGCGACGAUGAGCACAGUGAGGAAUUGGUCAUGGAUGAGUGA
Molecule: messenger RNA, 354 nt
Organism: Aphanomyces invadans
Lineage: Eukaryota; Oomycota; Saprolegniomycetes; Saprolegniales; Verrucalvaceae
Exons: 3
Coding region: 1-354 (117 amino acids)
Source: RefSeq, a predicted model, not a curated record